AAGAAUGAAUGUAAUGUGACAUUUCACGUUUCUCCCGCCGUUCACGUUUUCUCUCAAUUCUUUCCCAGAGAGAUUCUGAGUCACGUCCCCAAUCUCCGUUACUGUGAAAACAAAACAAAAAAAAAAUUAGAAUUUUUCAUUUUCUUGAGAGUUAGAAAGUAGGAUCAUUUUAGUGGUGGGGUUAUCGAGGCAAGAGAGAGAGAGAGAGAUACAAAAAGGAUGAGUUUCAAGGAUUUAGAGGCGGGAAGAGGAAAAAAAUCAUUAGCUUCUUUAAUGAGCAUCAAUGGUGGUGUUGGUGGUGGUCGACAAGAUAAGACUCAAGCUGUUGCUUCAGGUGUCUUUCAGAUCAAUACAGGUGUUUCUUCUUUCCAUCGUCUUGUCAACACUCUUGGUACUUCUAAAGACACCCCUGAGCUUCGUGACAAGCUGCACUUGACGAGAUUACAUAUUGGACGGCUUGUGAAGGAUACGUCGGCUAAACUCAAAGAAGCUAAUGAAACUUAUCAUCUGAGAGGUGUUGUUGAUCAAAGGAAGAAGAUUGUGGAUCUUGCAAAAGACUUUCAAGCUGUAUUGAAUGAGUUUCUAAAGGCUCAGGGUGUAGCUGCUGAAAGAGAAACUGUGUAUUCUCCUCAUGUCCACAAGCCAUCUCUUCCCUCAAGCUAUACAGCCAGUAAAGCAGAUGUGAAAGCAGAGAAGGAUCCGGAGCAGCAGGCUCUUCUUUUGGAAUCAAAGAGACAAGAACUUGCACUUUUGAACAAGAUGAUUGCGUUUAAUGUGCCUAGAAUUGAGGAAAGAGAGCAACUGAUACAAGAAAUACAGCAGAGUAUUGGCGAGAUGGGCGAAACCUUAAAAAACAUGGCAGUGGUGGUACACGAUGAAGAAGCCAUGAUUGAUGAGAUUAAACCUCGCAUCGAUAACUACCAUGCUGCAAUUGCACAAGGAAACUCCCAUCGAUCAUAUUCUUCACUGGCUUGCUUGCUCUUGGUUACUUUUGGUAUCGUGCUCCUGAUUGUCAUUGUAGUGCUCGCGGUUUGAUUCUUCACAACUCAUGAAAGCGUGGACAAGUGCUCCAUCAUCUAUCAGGAAGUAUACUGAGCUUAUGUUUGUCACUUAAUAGUGCCCAUGCAAGGAUUGAACUAUUUUUCUUUUGUCUCUUAAUAUAUAGCAUUUUGGUUUGGUUUCGGUAUCAGUUUGGUUUUGAACGUGUCUGAAUGUUGGUUCUGUGAGAGAGUGCUGUUGCUUUCUCUCUGUGAUAUUAUAUAUUGACUUGUUGCAGAUCAGAUUGAAUGAUGAAGGGAAAAUCCUCUGUUUGUGCUUAAA
Camelina sativa (false flax) is the source of this 1320-nucleotide messenger RNA. RefSeq names its product syntaxin-23-like. Gene Ontology annotation, molecular function: SNARE binding; SNAP receptor activity. Gene Ontology annotation, biological process: intracellular protein transport; vesicle fusion; vesicle-mediated transport. Gene Ontology annotation, cellular component: SNARE complex; membrane; endomembrane system. The record is from RefSeq and is a predicted model, not a curated record. Lineage: Eukaryota; Viridiplantae; Streptophyta; Magnoliopsida; Brassicales; Brassicaceae.